AUUUGCACAGGUACCAGGGCCGUUUCCAGAGCAACGAGAGAACGGCUGUUCAAAAGGGCGUGAUCGAAGGAGGAGGACUUGGAGCAGAGCCAAGAGAAUUAGAGAGUCCCUUGUCGGGGUGUAAAGUCGUAGACAGAGCCACCAAUUGGGUGAGCGGAUGGUAAAUCGGGGCGUGUCAUCGGACUUACCUCCGGGCAGAGCCGACUUGGAAGGAAGGAACAAAAACCUCAGAGAUGAUGCUGAGGGACCUUGUAGAUCAAUGAACAAACAGGUGACGGAUGUUCCAGUUGAUUGUUGGGCAAAUUCGAGGCCAACACGACCUCUCAUUUAAGUGAAAGUCUCAUUCCAGGUGUGACUCCCCAGAAAACCAGCUUUUCCUGUGGGUCUCCUUAUACAACAACUUCUAGCCGUCAUCAUAUAUACAGUACGUGUUGCAAUCUUUACAGCCCUUCAUUCCCAGACAAAACAUACUGUUGUUAGUUCUGGUUGUCUCUUUUCUUUCCUUCGGUCUUUCUUCCUCCCCCACAUCUCUCCCUCUUCUUCUCUCUCCAUUUCUUUCCCUCCCUCUCCUCUUGCCUCUCAGCGUGUUGCCUGGGUGAGGCAGGUGGUGAUUAAUGGUAAUUAUAAGGAUGCUGCUCCGUGGUGCACUGUCAACUCCCUCACAACAGAAUGGAAGGAGUGUAGGUGGGAUGCAUGUAGGUGUGAGGGUCUGAGGAACAAGAGAGGUUUUGUGAAAUGAGCAGUAAUUAUGUUCAGCAAUGAAUGGAAUAUGAUCUGAAAGGAUAGGCAAUAGAGGCACAGGGUCGAGUGGGGAUGGGAGGGGUGAGGAGAAAACAAGCAGGGUAGAAAAUUCAGUAAUCAAACUGACAUGCCAGGUGAAAAUGUUCAGGUUUUCAGAACUAUGGGGCUCCAAUUGCACCCGACAGAAAGACUGUGUAGCCACAGGGUUGAACCAACAGACCAUGUUGAAAUCAUGAUUGAUCCCAUGUGUCCUUAAUAGUACUGUUCCAUGUCCCCGAGCUCACUCAAAGAGCAAUGGGUAAUUAGAGGGCAAAUUUCAUUCAGUUAACGGCAUUCCCUUCCUGAGUCAAUGUUAAACCACAUUACUGCGUGUAAGUUUCAGGAUAAUACUGCCUAGAUCUUCUAUUUACUGCACUCUGUACUGUUGCACUAUUUUCAUUGUCUUAACCAGGACUGUUGUCAAAGCCACCUGAUGCACUAGCCUUGCCUCUUGGGAAAGAGGCUACUGAGCAAACCAGACUGUGCUGUCCUCCCGCGGCUGCUGUAGAUGUCAGGCAAGAUGGCUGCCGACUCACCCGUGAGGACAGAGCAUGAGGAGCUGCAGAGGAGGGCCAACCAGGUGACAGAUGAGUCCCUGGAGAGUACCCGCCGUAUGAUGCAGCUAGUAGAGGAGAGCAAAGAUUCAGGAAUCCGGGCCCUGGUCAUGCUGGACGAACAAGGAGGUAAUGGAAUGGACGUUAUAUAAUCGUUUUCUCUCAUUGGAAGAUGUGGACAUAACAUCAAGGUCAAUCGUACAACAGCAACCUUAGAUGGUCCUUGUUCUUGUAUAUAUAUCCAUAAGUGAGUGCUCAUGUUUUUGUCAGUAUACUAGAUGUGUGUAAGCUAUGUGUGUGUUUGCUUUUGUGUGUAUGUACUGUAUGUGUGUGUUCCCUUCUGUGUCUCUCCUAUCCACCCUGCUCAUGCUCCCCACCUUCCCCAUAUGGCCAGAGCAACUGGACCGCAUCGAUGAGGGAAUGGAUCAAAUCAACAAUGAUAUGAAAGAGGCUGAGAAAAACCUAACAGACAUGGCCAAAUGUUGUGUCCUGUGCAUCUGGCCCCGCAUCAAGUAGGUCUGGCCUGCUCUGAGGACAUCUGUCAUCUGUGUGUCACCUGAGUGCCCGCCAGGCCAACCCGGCAACUAGACUGUCUGUCUGUCCAUCCAUCCAUCCGGCCUCUGCUCCAGGCCAUGAUUUAUUUUGUUUUGUGUUUUGCUCCAUUGUGAGAUUGGGUGACUAGAAGUCUGCACCAAAGUUAACCACAGGAAAAUGAUGGUCAUGUCCCAAAAUAUGUGUGUUUUACAAACGGUACAUCUUCUACCCACACAAUACCAGGCAUUUUAUGGACUUGUGCGGACCAUUAUUAAAUCAUUUGUGUCCUGUUCUCAGUUUUGGAGUUUGCACCAUAUUUGCUCAAUUGCAUUAUAUUUGACCGCCGGCUUUUGUCAGUUGGGGGCUUUGGUGAUAGAACAGUUUUGUGUUAUAUUACAUUCUCCCGACUUUCCUCCACCUCUCCCAUUCCUACCCUUCCCUCACGUUUUGCGUUGUCCAGAGCAACUGGAGCGGAUUGAGGAGGGCCUGGACCAGAUCAACUCGGAUAUGAAGGAGGCUGAGAAGAACCUCACAGACCUGGGCCAAUGCUGCGGUCUGUGCUCCUGUGAUAAGCUGAAGGACUUUGAGGAGAGUGGGGCCUAUAAGAAGGUGUGGGGGAACAACCAGGAUGGGGUGGUGUCCGGCCAGCCGUCCUCACGCGUGGUGGAUGAGAGAGAGCAGAUGAUCAUGAGCGGAGGCUACAUACGCAAGGUGACAAAUGAUGCAUGUGAGGGUGAGAUGGAGGAGAAUCUGGGACAUGUAGGCAGCAUCAUAGGCAACCUGAAGAGCAUGGCACUGGACAUGGGCAAUGAGAUCGACACUCAGAAUGUCCAGAUUAACCGCAUUCAGGGCAAGGCCAUCCACAAUGUAUACCGCAUUGAUGCUGCCAAUCAGAAAGCUAACAAUCUAAUGAAAAGAUAAAGAGGAAGAUUGUCCUUCUCUGCUGUGCGAUCUUAUCUACUCCCUGUCUGUCUUUCUGUGCCAAUAUGCGUCCAGUGACCAUCCACCCACAUAGAAAACCUGCCAAAUGAUUGUGUAUGCCGUAUCAUAAAUCCGGAGCAGCAGGGUACACAUCAUUAUUCAUACCUGGCUCUAGAUUGACCCUAGCCUGUUUGCCAGUCUCUGCCACAUGACGAAGAGUACAAGGAGUGGAAUGCUACCGAGACUUGUACCCAGAUAGCCUGGAGACCACACUGCUGCCAUCUGUUGGCUAGAUUGUUUUCUGAAAACUAGAAGCACACCCUCUCCGCUCUUUCACCAUCCUCCGCUAUCCUUCCUCCUUCAUGCAGAAUGGAGCACCAGUGGAAUUGGGUUGCUAUGCUUGUUGUCACCAGGAAGACUAAAGUAAAUAGGAAUAGGAAUCAACAUUCGGUGUCUGCUUCGCUUUUAACACGUGAAUGAGGUUUGCCUGUCAAUGAUGACUAUAGUUUUUAAAAUGCACUUUAUAGCUCAGUUUUCGUUUUUAUUUAUUUAACUCAACAGUUACAUGACGGUAAACAUAUUCUCCCAUGUAGGCUGUGUUGAGAUUGUGAACUGGAUUUAACAUCUACAUGUGUCUAGCAAUUGAUAUGUUUUAGUUUUGAUUAGACUAUAUUAGCGCUUCAAUAUAGCUGAUGUCAAACUUGGUUUCCAUCACACAAUUUCCUAAUUGUCAUAACAUCAAGUAGACUCACACCCCCUCCCCCUAUUACAUCCCUCUGAUGUUGUGGUGUUCAACUAUAUAAUUUUGUAUACAAGAUAAAUAUGGACUUAUAUUGUAAUUCUGUACAUAAAAUAUUAAAAUGCAUAAUUAUUUAUGUUAACACAGGUAUGUUUUUGUUACAUAGCUAGCUAGCUACGGUUAAUUUGAGAGUAAAGAAACCAGAUUGCAUAGACCGCGUGGCCUAAUGGAUAAGGCGUCUGACUUCGAAUCAGAAGAUUGAGGGUUCGAGUCCCUUCGUGGUCGUUUAAUUUCUUAAAUCUUACUUAUUGAAACAGGUUCCCAAUGUGAUUACAUAGGUAACGUGUCGUGUUUCUUGUAGCCCAGGAAAGGAAGUAUCUCUGACAUAUAACGUAUACUUUGUUUUAGAUUGACUAGUAUACGAUUUCCGCUCCUGUACGCUAUUUUCUUAUAAUAAAGUAGCCUAGUAUUGAAAGCCUUCGUGUGUUUUAGUAGCAACAUGACUUGGUUGAGAAAUGUCACCACGUGUUGUGUACUCGUUCAACCCAUGAAUGUGCGUUAUUCCGUAACAACUGUAGCAGUGAUUGAUGCACGUUGAACUGUAAUGUGGCCAUUCCUGGCGUCAUACCAAAUUCCUGUUCUGGUAAGAGUUCGUACAUGUUGCGCUCGUGGCCGCCGUGGGUCAUGGAAAAAGCGCGAUCAGAGUCUGCGCAACUCAGCAUUCUUCUCGUCGUCUGUGCGAAGUUUAUGAAGCUACACUGCAAGAGGAGGAAAAAAAAAAACAUUCGUCAAUAUUGGUAAUUCCUGCUAUAUCCAAUGAAA
This is a messenger RNA of Oncorhynchus tshawytscha (Chinook salmon), 4350 nucleotides long. RefSeq names its product synaptosomal-associated protein 25. Lineage: Eukaryota; Metazoa; Chordata; Actinopteri; Salmoniformes; Salmonidae. Gene Ontology annotation, biological process: exocytosis; synaptic vesicle fusion to presynaptic active zone membrane; synaptic vesicle priming. The transcript has 7 exons. The coding region runs from base 2046 to 2789 and encodes 247 amino acids. Gene Ontology annotation, molecular function: voltage-gated potassium channel activity; SNAP receptor activity; syntaxin-1 binding. The record is from RefSeq and is a predicted model, not a curated record. Gene Ontology annotation, cellular component: SNARE complex; plasma membrane.